AUGGGUAUUUUGAAAGAUUCGCUUUUUUGCCAAGAUAUGAAUUAUAUUGAUGGUUUGGUCCGAGGUUAUAAGACCAAUUUUUUAACAAAUACAACGUACCAAAAUUUAACACAGUGUGAAUCACUUGAUGACCUUAGAAUGCAUUUGUCAUCUACAGAAUACGGGAAUUUUUUAUCAAAUAUAUCAACUUUAACAACAUCUAUUAUAGCUCGUAAAGCUAUAGAAAAGCUAACAUCAGAAUUUCAAUAUAUUAUGUCACAAACAGUUUAUCCUUUAUCAAAAUUUAUGGAGUAUAUUACAUAUAGUUAUAUGAUUGAUAAUGUGAUUCUUUUGAUUACUGGUACAUUACACGAGAGAAACACUCAUGAACUGCUUGAAAAGUGUCAUCCUCUUGGAUGGUUUGAAACAAUGCCAGCACUAUGUAUUUCAAAAAGCAUAGAAGAGUUUUAUAAUACUGUAAUUAUAGAUACUCCAUUAGCACCAUAUUUUAAAGGAUGUCUUUCAGCAGUAGAUUUAAAUGAACUCAAUAUAGAAAUAAUAAGGAAUACUUUAUAUAAAGCAUAUUUAGAAGAUUUUUACAUUUUUUGUAAAUCACUUGGUGGAACAACUUUCGAAUUAAUGUCAAAUAUUCUUAAAUUUGAAGCAGACCGUAGAGCGAUAAAUAUUACUAUAAAUUCUUUUUCUACUGCACUUACAAAAGAAAUACGAAAAACAUUAUACCCUAGUAUUGGCUACUUGUAUCCAGAGGGCACAUAUCUUUUAUCAUAUGCAGAAAGCAUAGAUGAUAUUAAAUUAGCUGUAAAAGGUGUUUCAGAAUAUUCCUUGUUUUUUAAAGAAAAUAUGCCACAUAGUGAAAGAAAAACCCUCGAAGAUGUUUUUUUUGAAAAAGAAGCUGAAUUAAAUAAACAAGUAUUUUUACAGCAGUUUCAUUAUGCUACAAUUUAUGCAUGGGUAAAAUUGUCUGAACAAGAAAUUAGAAAUAUAACAUUCCUUACUGAAUGUAUUACACAAAAUCAACAAAAUUAUGCUACAUUUGUUUCUGUAUUUUAA
Messenger RNA from Pneumocystis jirovecii RU7, 1050 nucleotides. Its product is annotated as H(+)-transporting V0 sector ATPase subunit d. Gene Ontology annotation, biological process: vacuolar transport; vacuolar acidification; proton transmembrane transport. Gene Ontology annotation, molecular function: proton-transporting ATPase activity, rotational mechanism. The coding region runs from base 1 to 1050 and encodes 349 amino acids. Gene Ontology annotation, cellular component: fungal-type vacuole membrane; proton-transporting V-type ATPase, V0 domain; vacuolar proton-transporting V-type ATPase complex. Lineage: Eukaryota; Fungi; Ascomycota; Pneumocystomycetes; Pneumocystales; Pneumocystaceae. The record is from RefSeq and is a predicted model, not a curated record. The transcript has 4 exons.